This is a messenger RNA of Phyllopteryx taeniolatus (common seadragon), 6177 nucleotides long. It is a transcript of the gene snx21, whose product is annotated as sorting nexin family member 21. The transcript has 6 exons. The coding region runs from base 299 to 1399 and encodes 366 amino acids. Gene Ontology annotation, biological process: protein transport. Gene Ontology annotation, molecular function: phosphatidylinositol phosphate binding. NCBI's taxonomy places the organism in Eukaryota, Metazoa, Chordata, Actinopteri, Syngnathiformes, Syngnathidae. Gene Ontology annotation, cellular component: early endosome membrane. The record is from RefSeq and is a predicted model, not a curated record.
AGAAAAUACUUCAUGACACAUUUAUUAAUUUAUUUCAUGAUGCAUUCAUUGAUUUUCUUUGGCACGCUUGGUCCUCAAUAAAAACUGCUGCCGGCAGAAAAACCUAUCGCGCAUGAAUAAACAAGAAUCUUUUCAGCUGUGCUCGAUGACGCGCGUGAACGUGCGGAGGAGGGGAGAGAGAGUUCAGUCUACUAGGUUUUUGUUCCAUUCGGUACUCAAGUGAGCCAAUUUAUAUUAGAGCUCACGGAACAAAGUAGGGGAGGAGUGGCGGUUACGCUGACCAGCCCGGGGUGGCACUAUGGCGUCACAGCUGCUGGAUCGCUUGAAGCGCUCACUCUUCAAAGAUGGCCAGGGGGCGAGGCCUAAGCGGCUGGGGCAGAAGGAGGAUGGCUGCGAGGCGGAACUAGAAGAGGAAGAUGAGUGCGUGGCAGAGCGAGUGGGCGGCACGCUGUCCUUUGAUGGCAGCACAGCGGCACAGGAUCGAGUGGAAGGGGAGGGGUCGGGUUUGGACAGCGACUCUGACUUCCUGGGCGAGUCACUGGAGGAUGUCCUUAGCAGCACAGACGCCAGUCCUGUUAGCCCUGCCUCUUUUGACUUGGGUGGGACUGGGGCAAGAAUUGGCCACACGAGCACUUUGUCAUUUGAGGUGACAGAUGCCAGCGUGGUUCAGAACGCUUCCUCAAAGUAUGUGCUGUACACCAUUGACGUCAUCCAGGCGGGUGGCAGUGACAAGACACCGGCCGUCAUCACUCGCCGUUACUCAGACUUCCAGCGGCUGCACGCCACUCUGCGGCAUCACCACAGAGACCAGAUGGAGCCUGUGUGUUUCCCAAGGAAGAAGCUGCGCAGGAACUUCACGGCCGAGACCAUUGCUAAGCGGAGCCGUGCCUUUGAGCAGUACCUGACGCAUCUGUGCUCCCUCCCAGGCCUGUGGGGGACAUCAUUUGUGCGUCACUUCUUCUACCUGCCAGACCUCCAGACUGGACAGCUGCUUUUGAGUGUGGAUCGCUACCAGGAUGCUCUGGGACCGCUGCUCAAUGCCAAGAGGCUGCAAGACAAACUGGGCGGGCCCCCGGACUCCCUCCAUUGGCUCUUCACUCUGGUGGGCCUGUGCUGCUGCUUUCAAGAAGUGGAACAGCUAGAAGAAGCCCGGGAUCAAUGUGACCACGCCCUCCGCGUCCUGAUAGAGAGGAUGCACGUGGAUGGGCCGCACCCACUGCUUCCCCCACUAUUACGGGCCGUGGUGCGCCUGUCAUGGCAGACGGGACAAGACAAGCGGCAAUGGGAGGAGCUUCUGCACACACUAGAGGAACAGGGAGCAGGGCUGGAAGGUCAGCCAACCAUCAAGGAGUUUCUGGUCAAAUGUAACCUGCAUGACAGCCAAAACGAUCCAUUAUAAGUGAAUAUCAAAUACUAACUUUUUAAACAGGGUAUUCCUAACAUUACAAUUAUUGUUCAAUGCCGUUUAUCAAGUUUGGUUAGUCCCAAACUUUGCAAUAAUCAAGCAGUAGAGGCAGAUUUUUUUUAUACCGAUGUCACUAACAGCAAGUGCUCAUAAUGUGGUGGCUGCUCAGUCUAUAUUGUUUGUAAGGAUAUAAUUUCAGACUAAACCAACCAGCUUCGAAACAGUGCAAAAGAAUUCGCUCCUUUCAAUCCUUUUGAUGCUCACCGAACUGAGGUCUUACAGUGCGUACGGAAAGUAUUGAGAGAUCCCUUAAAUCUUUCACUCUGUUAUAUUGCAGCCAUUUGCUAAAAUCCAUCCAUCCAUUUUCUGAGCCGCUUCUUCUCACUAGGGUCGCAGGCAUGCUGGAGCCUAUCCCAGCUAUCAUCGGGCAGGAGGCGGGGUACACCCUGAACUGGUUGCCAGCCAAUCGCAGGGCACAUAUAAAUAAACAACCAUUCGCACUCACAUUCACACUUACGGGCAAUUUAGAGUCGUCAAUUAACCUAGCAUGCAUGUUUUUGGGAUGUGGGAGGAAACCGGAGUGCCCGGAGAAAACCCACGCAGGCACAGGGAGAACAUUCAAACUCCAUACAGGCGGGGCCGGGGAUUGAACCCCGCUCCUCAGAACUGUGAGGCAGACGCUCUAACCAGUCGCUCACCGUGCCGCAUUUGCGAAAAUCAUUUAAAUAAUUUUUAUUUCCUCAUUAAUGUACACACAACACCCCAUAUUGACAGAACAAAAUGGAAAUCUUUUUUUUUAAAAGAAAAACUGAAAUACCACACAGGCAUAAGUAUUGCGACCCUUUGCUGUGACACUCAUAUAUUUAACUCUGGUGCUGUCCAUUUCUUCUGAUCAUCCUUGAGAUGGUUCUACACCUUCAUUGGAGUCCAGCUGUGUGAUUGCACUGAUUGGACUUGAUUAGGAAAGCCACACACCUGUCUAUAUACAACCCCAAUUCCAAUGAAGUUGGGACAUUGUGUUAAACAUAAAUAAAAACAGAAUACAAUGAUUUGCAAAUCAUGUUCAACCUAUAUUUAAUUGAAUACACUACAAAGACAAGAUAUUUAAUGUUCAAACUGAUGAACUUUGUUUUUAGCAAAUAAUCAUUAACACCAAAAAACCUGGGACAGGUGGAAAAAAAGAUUUCGAAAGUUGAGGAAUGCUAAUCAAACACUUGUUUGGAACAUCCCACAGGUGAACAGGCUAAUUGGGAACAGGUGGGUGCCAUAAUUGGGUAUAGAAGGAGCUUCCCUGAAUUGUCAUUCACAAGCAAUGAUGGGGCGAGGUUCACCUCUUUGUGAACAAGUGCGUGAGAAAAUAGUCGAACAGUUUAAGGACAAUGUUCCUCAACGUACAAUUACAAGGAAUUUAGGGAUUUCAUCAUCUACAGUGUAUAAUAUCAUCAAAAGGUUCAGAGAAUCUGGAGAAAUCACUUCAUGUAAGCGGUAAGGCCGAGAACCAACAUUGAAUGCCCGUGACCUUCGAUCCCUCAGGCGGCGCUGCAUCAAAAACCGACAUCGGUGUGUAAAGGAUAUAACCACAUGGGCACAGGAACAAUUCAGAAAACCAAUGUCAGUAAAUUCAGUUCGGCGCUACAUCCGUAAGUGCAAUUUGAAACUCUACUAUGCAAAGCAAAAGCCAUUUAUCAACAACACCCAGAAACGCCACCAGCUUCUCCACUCUGGAGUUGUGAGGCGCCGAGCAGGUGUGGGUAUACUUAUUGCCCCCCUGGCUCGGCGCCUGUACAUUGGGGUUCACCCCGGUGGACGAGAGGGUAGCCUGCCUCUGCCUUCGGGUGAGGGGAUGGGUCCUGACUGUUGCUUGUGCCUGUCCACCAAACAGCAGUUCAGAGUACCCACCCUUUUUGGAGUUCAUGGAGGGGGUGCUGGAGACCGCUCCCGCUGGGGACUCCAUUGUUCUGCUGGGGGACUUCAAUACUCGCGUGGGCAAUGACAGUGAGACCUGGAAGGGCGUGAUUGGGAGGAACAGCGCCCCCCCCCCCCCCCCCCCCCCAUCAGAACCCGAGUGGUGUUCUGUUAUUGGACUUCUAUGCUCAUCACGGAUUGUCUAUAACAAACACCAUGUUCAAGCAUAAGGGUGGCCGUGGAACAGUGGCCCAGCUCUACACCCUCAGCACGGUCCUCGAGGGUGCAUGGGAGUUCACCCAAUCAGUCUACAUGUGUUUUGUGGACUUGGAGAAGGCGUUCGACCGUGUCCCUGGGGGAGUCCUGUGGGGGGUGCUUCGGCAGUAUGGGGUGCCGAACCCCCUGAUAUGGGCUGUUCGGUCCCUGUACAACCAGUGUCAGAGUUUGGGCCACAGUAAGUCAGACUUGUUACCGGUGAGGGUUGGACUCUGCCAAGGCUGCCCUUUGUCACCGAUUCUUUUAAUAACUUUUAUGGACAGAAUUUCUAGGCACAGCCGAGACAUAGAGGGGGUCCGGUUUGAUGGCCUCAGUAUUGCAUCUUUGGUUUUUGCAUAUGAUGUCGUUCUGUUGACUUCAUCAAGCCGUGAUCUCCAACUCCAACUGGAGCGGUUCACAGCUGAGUGUAAGCGGCUGAGAUGAGAAUCAGCACCUCCAAAUCUGAGACCAUGGCCCUGAGUCGGAAAAAGGUGGAGUGCCUUCUUCAGGUUGGGGAUGUGAUCCUGCCCCAAGUGGAGGAGUUCAAAUAUCUUGGGGUCUUGUCCAUGAGUUAAAGAAGAAUGGAACGGGAGGCGGAUCGGUGCAGCGUCUGCAUUGAUGCGGAAUUUGUAUCGGUCCGUUGUUGUGAAGAAGGAGCUAAGCCGAAAGGCAAAGCUCUCAAUUUACCAGUCGACCUAUGUUCCUACCCUCACGUAUGGUCACGAGCUCUGGGUCGUGACAGAAAGAACAAGAUCCCAGAUAUAACCACCCAAAGUGAGUUUCCUCCACAGGGUGUCCGGGCUCUCACUUAGAGAGAGGGUGAGAAGCUCCAUCAUCCGGGAGGGGCUCAGAGUUUAGCCGCUGCUCUUCCGCAUUGAGAGGAGCCAGAUGAGGUGGCUCGAGCAUCUGUUUAGGAUGCCUCCUGGACGCCUUCCUGGUGAGGUGUUCCGGGCCAUGUCCCACUGGGAGGAGAGCCCGGGGACGACCCAGGACACACUCGAGAGACUAAGUCUCUCUGCUUGCCUGGGAAUGCCUCGGGAUCCCCUCGAAAGAGCUGGAGGAAGUAGAUGGGGAGAGGGAAGUCUUGGCUUCCCUGCUAAAGCUACUGCCCCUGCGACCCGGCCUCGGAUAAGCAGAAGAAAAUGGAUGGAUGGAGGGACUUUACUUUCAUCGGAAAAGAGGACCUUGGACCACUGCCCAACAGUCCAGUCCUUCUUCUCCUUGGCCCAGUUGAGACGCUUCCUACAUUGGCUCAGGCUCACAAGCGGUUUGACCCGAGGAACCCGACAGUUGUAGCCCAUCUCCCGGAUGCGUCUGAAUGUGAUGUUUUUUUAAGCUGAGACUCCCGCCUCAUUUCACUCUUUCUGGAUCUCUUCUAGAUUCUUGAAUCUUCUCUGUUUGAUAAUCCGAUGGAGCCCACAGUCAUCUCUUUUGCUGGCGCAUCUUCUCCUGCCACAUUUUGUCCUUCCAUUGGACUUUCCAUUGAUAUGCUUGGACACAGCACUCUGUGAACAGUCUCCUUAGCUAUGAACCUUUGUUGGUUCCCCAUCCAAUGGAGGGUAUCAAUGAUGGAGACUUUCCAUUGACAUGCUUGGACACAGCACUCAGCCACCCAGCCUCCUUAGCUAUAAACAUUUGUGGUUUAAACAUUCAGUUGUCAAACUGAAACAAUUUCAUGUGGAAACCUGUGCAGGUGCUUUGAGUUUAGUAGAUGCCGCCCUGAUGAACGUUGUUUUUUUUUUUUUUUUUUUUUUUUUUAAAUUUGCUAAUGUGGAGGCACUGUGGACGACUGGUUAGAGCGUCAGCCUCACAGUUCUGAGGAACCGGGUUCAAUCCCCGGCCCCGCCUGUGUGGAGUUUGCAUGUUCUCCCCGUGCCUGCAUAGGUUUUCUCCGGGCACUCCAGUUUCCUCCCACAUCCCAAAAACAUGCAUUAAUUGGUGACUCUAAAUUGCCCGUAGGUGUGACUGUGAGUGCGACUGGUGGUUUGUUUGUAUGUGCCCUGCGAUUGGCUGGCAACUAGUUCAGGGUGUACCCCGCCUCCUGCCCGAUGUCAGCUGGGAUAGGCUCCACCACGCCCGCGACCCUAGUGAGGAGAAGCGGCUCAGAAAAUGGAUGUAUGGAUUUGCUAAUGUUUUGUAUUUGAUGCCUGCAACAUGUUCCGAAAAAGCAGGGCCAGGGGCAACAAAAGACUGGGAAUGUUUAAUGCUUUAAAAAAAACAAAAAAACUGUUUGGAACAUUCCACAGGUGAACAGUUGAAUUGGAAACAGUUGAGUGGCAUGAUUGGGUAUAAAAGGAGCAUUCCCGAAAGGCUCAAUUGUUCACAAGAAAGGACUGGGCGAGAUUCACCACUGUGUGGACAACUGUGUGAGCAAAUAGUCCAACAGUUUAAGAACGUUUCUCAACAUACAAUUGCAAGGACUUUAGGGAUUUCAUCAUCUACGCUCCAUAAAUUCAUAAAAUGUUUCAGAUCAUCUGGAGAAAUCUCUGCAUGUAAGCGGCAAAGCCAAAACCAACCUUGAAUGCUGUGACCUUCGAUCUACAGUGGCCAAGACCGGUCACAACAAAUGCAAACACCACAACACCUCCCACACUCGGGGGCGGGUAAUGGAU